UUGUCAGGAAAAGGUUUCCUGGAUGGAUGAACGUGAGUUUUAAGAAAUCAGAUUUGACAGGUAGAAUAUUCCAGGCAAGGAAAAUACAGCACAGAAAAGCUAAAGAGUACAAGCAAGUAAACCACGACCACACCCAGGAGUAAUGGGACUGGAUUAUUAUUAGCUAUGGGUGGAGGAGGCAAUUGGAGGAAAUCUGCAAACACAGCCAAGUAGUACACAACUGACAAAGGAAGAGGAAUAAAAACGAUAAAAACAAAGCAUUUAAGUGUUUUUGUUUGUUUUGUUUUGCUGCCUGUAGUACACAUUAUAAACGGGUGCCACUUAACGGCAGACUUUUACAUUCAUACAUCUCUCAACAUUCAUCGGUAUAUAUGUCAACAUGAUUAUUAAGUACUUUUAAUAUAAAACUUAAAAAAAAACAGGACCCACAAUGUAAAAGUUUUUCAGAACAAAACUGAUCGCAAGAGCCCAUUAUGCAUCAAUACAUGGACAAAGGCAAGGAGAGAGGAGCAGUUUUCUAUACCCUGAUUUUAAGUCGGAGAAACUAUGUUUUAUACGGUGAGAUAAAGCCUUUCAAGUGCUUAUUAGCACAGUGUCUUGCCCGUAGUGGGCACUCAAUUUAUGGUUAUUAUUUUGACCUUAGAUCUUUCUUAACCAUUUGGGAUUCUGUUUUCUCAUUUGCAGAGAUGGGUCACAGAUGGUUUCUGAAGCUCCUUCUAGCCAAUCUCCUGUUGCAAGUAGGCAUCGAAUAAAUAUUUGCUGAACAAACAGGCAAAGUAAACUGUCUUUCCUUGGGGCCUGGUUGAGUGCCCUUCGGAGAACCAGCAGGGAGGGAAUAUAUGAUCCACUUGCUAGUCCCACAUGCCAGUGCUUAGGGGUAGAGAACACACUACACGCCCCUCACCUAUGACCAAUAGGCGGAGGUGAGCGGGUCGAUUUCCCUCGCUCGCGCCCCGCCUGCGGCGAGAACACCCCACCCCAGCAGCCCCGCAGCGACCCACCUCCGCGGACGGCGCGGACACGCCCCUUCCGGCACACGCCCCUCCCGCUCGCCCCGCCCCGCCGCGAGCUAGCCACCCGGUCCUCACUGCGCCCGCCCGGGCCGCGUCCAUCCUCGACGCUCUGAGGUCACCGACGGGGCUGGGCUGCGGGGGGCGGAGGGGCGGAGGGACGGAGGGAAGAUGGCGGCCGCGGCCGGAUAUUGGCGCCGCCUCCCCCAAUCCUGGAGCCGGCGCAGAUGAGGCGGGUCGGCUGGGGCCAGCGGCACUUCGGAACCCGAGCUGGGGGGGACGCUGGCGGUGGGGCCUGGCCCUGCUCUAUGCCGGCGCCUCGGCUAGAGUGAGCGGCAACGGCGUCGACGCGUCUUUGCUCCGGCUCUUUCCCGGUGGUUGUGAGUCCGAGCGGGUGGCGGGCGGCAGAGGCGGCGGGGCCGGGAUGGAGGACGUUAACUCCAACGUGAACGCGGACCAGGAGGUGCGGAAGCUGCAGGAGCUGGUGAAGAAGCUGGAGAAGCAGAACGAACAGCUGAGGAGUCGCUCGGGAGCCGUGCAGGGCGCUGGCUCCUUCGGGCCCGGCAGCCCGGUGCGAGCCGGCACGUCCACUCCCUCCUCAGGCUCGGCGUCCCCUCGGGGCUUCCCCUUGGGCCUCGGCGUCAAGUCGACCGGCGGGGCUGGGUCGGGCCCGAGGCGGACGAGUAGCGAGGAGCUGCGAGACACCACCUCCCUGCUGGCAGCGGGCGAGGGCGGCUUGCUGGACGAGGUGGAGCCGCUGCGGCCCGAGGAGCUGGAGCGCUUGUCAGGCUGGGAAGAGGAGGAGGAGAGCUGGCUAUAUUCAUCACCAAAGAAAAAACUUACACCAAUGCAGAAAUCGGUUAGCCCAUUAGUUUGGUGCAGGCAAGUUUUGGAUUACCCAAGUCCUGAUGUUGAGUGUGCUAAAAAGUCUCUUAUCCACAAACUUGAUCAAACUAUGUCAGCUCUCAAGAGGCAGAACUUAUAUAAUAAUCCUUUCAACUCCAUGAGUUACACGAGUCCUUACAGUCCAAAUGCAAGUAGCCCGUAUAGCAGCGGUUUUAAUUCUCCGUCCUCAACCCCGGUGCGACCUCCUAUAGUCAAACAGCUAAUACUUCCUGGAAAUUCAGGUAAUUUGAAAAGUUCAUCAGACAGAAAUCCUCCACUCAGUCCUCAAUCCUCUAUAGACAGUGAGUUAAGUGCUUCAGAAUUAGAUGAAGAUUCAAUUGGAUCCAAUUAUAAGCUAAAUGAUGUAACUGAUGUGCAGAUUCUAGCUCGGAUGCAGGAAGAAAGUCUUCGGCAAGAAUAUGCAGCCACCACAUCUCGGCGCAGUUCUGGUUCAUCUUGCAAUUCUACAAGACGGGGUACUUUUAGUGAUCAGGAACUUGAUGCACAAAGUUUAGAUGAUGAAGAUGACAAUAUGCAUCAUGCAGUAUACCCUGCUGUUAACAGGUUUUCACCAUCACCACGCAAUUCACCUCGACCAUCACCUAAGCAGUCACCCAGAAAUUCACCUCGUUCACGAUCUCCUGCUCGGGGAAUAGAGUAUAGUAGAGUGUCCCCACAGCCUAUGAUUAGCCGCUUACAGCAGCCUCGCCUUUCACUUCAAGGCCAUCCCACGGAUUUACAGACAAGCAGUGUGAAAAAUGAAGAAAAACUAAGACGCAGUCUUCCAAACCUGUCCCGAACAUCUAAUAUACAAGUUGACUCAGUGAAAAGCAGCAGAAGUGACUCCAAUUUUCAAGUGCCAAAUGGAGGAAUACCUCGCAUGCAACCUCAGGCUUCAGCCACUUCGCAAAGGCUGAAAAAUUUGCCUCGUACUUCCCUCAAAGCCAAACAGUUGCUUCAAACUUCAUCUACAAAAAGAGUACCUUCUCCAGGCAAAUUCCGCUCCCCUGCAGCACCGUCUCCUUUGGCUCUCCGGCAACCAGUGAAAGCGUUUAGUAACCACGGCUCUGGUUCUCCUGGUAGCCAAGAAACAACACAACUCACACAAACCACCUCCUCACCUGGGCCUCCUGUGGUUCCGAACACAGUCCCGGCGAAUCCUCCCAGCAACAUCAACAGCGCUACUCUAACCAGACCUGCAGGGACAACCGUGAUGAGAAGUGGCUUGCCCAGACCCAGUGCCCCUUCUGCGGGGGGUAUACCAGUGCCUCGCAGCAAACUUGCACAGCCUGUUCGCAGAUCCUUGCCAGCUCCUAAAACCUAUGGUAGCAUGAAAGACGACAGUUGGAAAGAUGGCUGUUACUGACCAGCAAAGAGAAGGAUGCAGAGGUCCACAGCUUCAUGGGUACCCUUCACCAGGCUAACCGACAACUUUUAUAUGCAGACUGUUCACACGAGACUCUUGGGAUUUAUAAAAUCCCAUCCCUCUCUGUCUUAAUUAGCACAAACUGACAGAGACGAUCAAUCAGCACUUUAAUGACAUUUAACAUCAGAUGUGUUUGGUAAUCAUACAAUCACUCUCCAUAGAAUCACUUUUAGUUUUGUUGAACAGAAACUAAGUUGAUUUUUAAAUAUUUGACAGAGGCCAAUAUCUGGGCAAAAAAACCUAGUGGAUGCCAAAGAGAAAAUGCCCAUUUAUGAAUGAGAGAGUACCUUUGUGCACAAGAAAAUGGUGAGUUCAAGCUAUCCAAAACUUCACGUUCAACCUAAUUUACUGUAUACAUGGUAUCAAUAAAUAUCUGUGCUAAUAAGAA
Phyllostomus hastatus (greater spear-nosed bat) is the source of this 3709-nucleotide messenger RNA. RefSeq names its product SLAIN motif family member 2 (gene SLAIN2). The transcript is spliced from 9 exons. Lineage: Eukaryota; Metazoa; Chordata; Mammalia; Chiroptera; Phyllostomidae. The coding region runs from base 1435 to 3261 and encodes 608 amino acids. The record is from RefSeq and is a predicted model, not a curated record. Gene Ontology annotation, biological process: microtubule nucleation; cytoplasmic microtubule organization; positive regulation of microtubule polymerization. Gene Ontology annotation, cellular component: microtubule plus-end.